AUGCUCUUCGGUUUGAUACAAAAAUCCAAAAAAGAAGAUAUGGCUACUACCAGUGCUGCAGCUAGUUUCUUGAAAUCAAUUGCGACCCGUCGUACUAUCUACGCUUUGAAGCCAGAAUUGCCAUCCAAUGUCACCCUAGAUGAUGUGGAGGCAACCGUGCAAGAGGUGAUCAAGCACACACCAACCUCGUUCAACUCUCAAGUUAACAGGGCAAUUAUCCUGACAGGGGAAGCGCACAAGAAAGUGUGGGACCAGGUCGUCAACAGCAUUCCGGACGACUCAGGCAAGAGGAGACCUACCUCUGCGCGUGACGAGGCCUAUGGUUCUGUCAUCUUUUUCACCGAUGAUCUAGUCACCGAAAAGUUGCAAGCGGGCUUCCCGGCAUGGGCUGCAGCCUUUCCACAAUUUGCGGACCACUCUUCCGGUGCUGCCCAGAUCGAUACCUGGACUGCUUUCACAGAAAUGGGUCUUGGCGCCCAUUUGCAGCAUUACAACGGCUACAUCAAGGCUGCCUUGCCAGCAGAUGUUCCUACUCAAUGGUCGAUCCAUGCCCAAUUAGUAUUUGGUGUACCAGCCGCUCCCGCAGGCGCCAAAGAAUUCGGUAAGAACGAAGUGAAAGUCUACAAAUAG
Messenger RNA from Zygotorulaspora mrakii, 630 nucleotides. Its product is annotated as nitroreductase family protein. Gene Ontology annotation, biological process: cellular response to oxidative stress. The record is from RefSeq and is a predicted model, not a curated record. The transcript has a single exon. Bases 1 to 630 code for a protein of 209 amino acids. Lineage: Eukaryota; Fungi; Ascomycota; Saccharomycetes; Saccharomycetales; Saccharomycetaceae.